Molecule: messenger RNA, 4923 nt
Organism: Carassius carassius (crucian carp)
Lineage: Eukaryota; Metazoa; Chordata; Actinopteri; Cypriniformes; Cyprinidae
Product: cGMP-inhibited 3',5'-cyclic phosphodiesterase 3A-like
Exons: 17
Coding region: 517-3957 (1146 amino acids)
Biological process (GO): positive regulation of oocyte development; oocyte maturation
Cellular component (GO): cytosol
Molecular function (GO): 3',5'-cyclic-AMP phosphodiesterase activity
Source: RefSeq, a predicted model, not a curated record
CUGAAAUCAACAAAUCAACUGACUGAUGUUCUGAAUCGGGUCUAAUCGGCAUACGGAGCAACGCGCGCUCUCUCUGUUUAGGGACCGCCUCGCGAGCGACGGGACACUGGCCAAUACGAUCCAAAAGUCACGGAAAUCUUUGUGCAGCGAGAGUUUCCACGCGUGAAAAUGAUCCAAGAGGGGAAAUAAUCCGAGAGCACGCGAGAGAAACAAACAGAGGGAGCGCGAGGGAGAGAGAGAGAGAUCACUGAUGAGGUGGAGGAGCAGGAUGGUGGUGGCCUAGAAACAUCAGGAAUUCCUCGUUCCGCUUGACUGGAUUGUAAGACGAUGGGGGAUUUUACGCAUUGCAAAGAAAAGGGGCUCGCUUUUCUCCUCCGCGCACCCCGGCUUUACUUUACUCCGAGGAUGCGUUGAAGUCUCCCAGUCCGAGAGUCACUGGCCCACGUGUGAAGGAACAGCGGUGCUGCGCAUUAAUGCGUGUGUGCGCGAGCGCGUACGCGUGCUCUCCCGUGACCGAUGGCACUGGAAUCCGUGCGCAACGGCUAUGUGCGCACUUGUGUCACUCCCGUGGAGCAGGACUGCUGGCACUCGUGCUUGGCUCUCGUGUGGAGCCGUAGGAGCCUCUCCUCGGCCGUGUGCGUCGCUUCACUGUCCGUGCUGCUCGCGCUGCUCGCUCAGUCCGCGGACUGGGACGCGGAGCGCGCACACGCGCACUCUGGCUCUCACUUGGUGACGCUCGUGGAGCUCGUGUGGCAGCUGCUCUCGCCCGUCUUUACGCUCGUGUGUGCCUUCUUCUGGGUGGGUGUGUAUCUGCUCCGCUGCGGGGUGCUCAUCCGCACGGCCGUGUUCCUGCUCACCGUGUGCCAUCUGGGCGAAGCGGCGGCGCAGUCGCUGUUGGAUGCGCAGCAGCUGUACUCAUUCACGGCCACCGCGCUGGUGCUGCUCGCCUGCCUGGCCAGCGGGGCGCUCAUGGUGGUGCGUCUGGGUCAGGGCAUUUCCGUGCUCCUCUUCAUCAGCAUCAUCAGGACCGUAUCGCUGCUGUCUCUGCAGAAGGUGCGCGCCAGCUGGAGACCCUACCUGGCGUACCUGCUCGGGGUGCUGGGGGUCCUGCUGGCGAGGUAUGCGGACAGGCUGCUGCCGGGGCAGGGCGCAUCACACCGGGAGGGAUCGAGGGGAGAUAUUCCGGUAUUUAAGAGGCGCAGGAGGUCCAGCUCCGUAGUCUCGUCAGACAUGGCACAGCACGGCCAGCCCAGGAGCAAAUCUCACAGGCGGACAUCGCUGCCCUGUUUGCAGAGAGACCAGAUGCUCCCACAGCAAGAAUGGGACCCCAAAAGAGGAGCCCGAGGAUCUCAGCCAUCAGGCCUAAUGCAAUCUUCGGGCACCAGUGUGACGGUGGACAUCGCGGUGAUGGGCGAGGCCCACGGACUGAUCUCAGAUCUGCUGGCUGACCCCUCCCUCCCGCCGAACACCUGCAGCACCCUGCGGGCUGUCAGCAACCUGCUCAGCACCCAGUUCACCUUCCAGCCGCUGCACCACCGGCCGCGCCUGAGCCCCCUGCUGGCCUUCACCGAUGGACAUGCCUGCUCCGACUCAGAGGAGGUGCCGGAGAAAGGAGAGAGGCUGGCCAUCUCAAAGCGUUUGAAGCGGAGUUUGCAUCCGGGGCUUUUGAGACGGAUUUCUUCCCCGUGGACCACCACCACCUCAGCCACCGGUCUGCCCACCCUCGAACCCGGGCCGGUCAGAUGGGACCGCAGUGCCAGCAUCAAAGCACCUCAUGAUGGCCCUUCCAGCAGUUUGGUGAACAGUGAUUCAUGGAACAAUUCAGUUAUGCUCGGGCUUUCCAAGAGCAGGUCCAUGUCUGCUUCAUACGCUGCCUCCUCUGCCGCCAACCACAUCUAUAGCAAGAGCCGAAGAGGUUGCCCUUCUUCCAACAUCUCACCUCUGGCUUCACCCUGCACCUCUCCUCCAGUCCAGGGCACUCCGCUCACCAGCCCCACCAACAAAAGCCCUUCAGUGGAGCUGCCGGACCCAGAGCUUCCUCCGCCACAGAGCCCCCACAAAGCCUUAACCCACAGUCAGAGCGUCCCCAGCUCCAGCACUGCACAAUGGGUGCCGCCUUCACUUUGUAGCAGCUGUAGAAGACCGUACGGUAAGCUGAGACACGUGGACGGAUCCAUAGACGCAGGAGAUCGAACCCAACAGUCAGAUGAGCCGCUGAUAAUGUCGUCAGACUAUGACAGCACCUAUGAGACCAACCACAGUGACAGCAGCGACUUUGCACAGAACGAGGAAGACAGAGAGGGUCAAAUGAAAGCCUGCGGGACGUUCCCGUCUCCGGCGCUCGCACUGGCCGCUCACAUCCCAGCAGAGGAUAAGCCCAUCUUGGCCCCGGAGCCGCUGGUGAUGGAGGGCCUGGAGCCCCUCAUGAGUCAGAUCAACAACUGGAACUUCCCCAUCUUCAGUCUGGUGGAGAAAACCAAUGGCAGAUGUGGCUGCAUCCUCAGCCAGGUGUCUUACCGGUUGUUUAUGGAUACGAGACUCUUCGAGACGUUCAAGAUUCCAGUGAGGGAGUUCAUGAACUAUUUCCACGCUCUGGAGAACGGAUACAGGGACAUCCCAUAUCACAACAGGAUUCAUGCAACAGACGUCCUCCAUGCGGUGUGGUACCUCACUACCCAGCCUGUGCCUGGUUUACCUUCACUGGCAUCACUGAGUGACUCGGACUCUGACGGUGGACUCGCUCACAGCCACUCAAAGUACCUGAUGUCCAAGACGUAUCCUGUAGAGGACGAGGGCUACGGCUGUCUGUCCGGCCUCAUCCCCGCUCUGGAGCUGAUGGCGCUCUACGUAGCAGCCGCUAUGCAUGAUUACGACCAUCCCGGGAGGACCAACGCGUUCCUGGUGGCCACCAGUGCUCCUCAGGCCGUGCUUUAUAAUGACCGUUCGGUGCUGGAGAACCAUCACGCAGCGUCUGCCUGGAAUCUCUUCAUGUCGCGGCCUGAGUACAAUUUUUUGGCCAGUCUGGACAACAUGGACUUCAAACGCUUUCGCUUCCUGGUCAUCGAGGCCAUACUGGCCACCGACCUCAAGAAACACUUCGACUUUCUGGCUGAAUUCAAUGCCAAAGUGGGAGAUGAUGGAUGCUCGAGCAUCGAUUGGACUAAUGAGAAUGAUCGUCUGCUGGUCUGUCAGAUGUGUAUUAAGUUAGCGGAUAUAAACGGUCCAUUGAAAAGCAAGGAGCUCCAUUUGCAGUGGACGGAAGGCAUCGUCAAUGAGUUUUAUGAACAGGGUGAUGAAGAGUCCAGUUUGGGCCUUCCCAUCAGCCCCUUCAUGGACCGCACAGCACCACAGUUGGCCAAACUGCAGGAGUCCUUCAUCACACACAUCGUCGGGCCUCUCUGCAGCUCUUACGAUUCAGCCGCCCUCAUGCCCGGCCACUGGGUCGACCCUCUGCCCAAAGAGGGCGAAAACGCUGACGAAGAGACGGAUGAAGAGGAGGAGGAGGAGGAGGAAGACACACCAGAGGAAGACGCCUCCACCAGCUCCGAACUAUCUCAGAAACCUGCACCCAAGAAACGAGGGAAAGUGUUCUGCCAGAUCACCCAUCACCUGCUGGAGAACCACGAGAUGUGGAAGAAGGUCAUUGCAGAAGAGUCCCAAAGUCAGACAGAAGAGGAGGAGUCCACAUGCCUCACUAACACCCCUGAGCCAAUCCUAGCCAUCGAUGAGGAGGAGGAGGAGCCGGGGAGCAAGGAGGAGCCUGCAGACGACCAGGAGGAGGAGACAACAGAGGAAGAGGAGAGUCCUGUACCUGACGAGACACAUGAAACAGAGGAAACAGAUGGUGAGACUGUAGAGGAAGCGGACGAGACUGUGGAGAGAGACACGGUGACUGUAGAAGACGAUGCAGAGCUAAUGGGAAAACGAGAGGAAGACGAGACAGAGGAUCCGGAAUGAAUGACUUGCCCUUUUUAGACGUUGUCUAAAAGCUUUUUAUCGGCAAGCGAGACUUCUAAGAAAUGGUUGCCAGCACAUCACUUAGACACAACACUGUAGAUGCUUGGGGAACAUGUGCCUAAAGGAAACAGGGUGGGACGGGGUGGUUCGGGAUGAAGGGUUUGUGUAACAAUGAGCAAGCGGUGAACUAUUGAGGUUAGAUGCUAAAAUUGGCCAGGACAUAGAGUUCUCCAGGGGGUUUCCUAUAUUUUCUAGACUUACGUUGGUCAGUUUUGCAAAUCCUUCUGGCGAAACCCUCUCCAGCUGCACCUUAACCCCCAAAACUACGACAGGGGUCCCAAUGAUCUGCGGCGACACGUUUUGCAGGCUCAACAAGCAUUUCCAAGGAGCUUAGUGUCAAAGUCAGAACCGAGAAACCAAUCCACCGUGACUCUGGCCGGUUCGCGUAUCCCAUCAUCGGCAGCGGACAAAAGCAAAUGCUCCAGAAACUGCAUGCAUUUGUGACAAGGCUACGAAAAGAUACGAUAUGUGUCUGCAUGUCUGUCCUGCCAUUGCUCUUUCUUUUUCCCUUCCAGAACAUCACUAUAGCAAAUGCUUGCGCCAUUGUCUCAUUUCUGAAGGCGUCGAGCCGAAUGCUUGUCAUUCUCUUCCCUCACCUUUUUCCCUCUGCAUUCCAUGAACUGAGAUUUUAAGUUUCUCAGGAUCAGACUGUUUUCGGAUAAUUGUAUUUAAAGAGUCAUUGGUUUUUACAGACUUUCUUGCAACUUUCUAAUCUUUUGGAUCUUGACUCGUGGACAAAGGCAACCUUUAGUUGUUUUUUAAACUGUAACUUCUUCAAAACGCCAAUGGCCUUUUAGCCCAAUCGUUGUUUAACCAGGUGAUUUGAUAUAUAUAUAUACACAUACAUACGGCGUGCAAUAGUACAUCACGUCAUCCCUAGUCAUUGGUGUACCAUCCAAAGCUACA